AUGAUCAGCACAUGCCGAGAGCCCCUCAGCUCCAUCUUCGACUCCCGGCCUGGUCUCUCGUUCUCCCUCGUUUCCGCUCUCAAGUCCGCCGCCUCCUCUUUUCAGCUCUUCUCCGGCGAGCAGCUCCACUCCAUCGCCCUUAAGUCAGGCCUUAUCCGCUCCAACCUCUUCGUCAGCAAUGCCCUUAUCCACCUCUACGCCCGCUGUGGAUACCUUCCCAGCGCUCGCCAGCUCUUUCUAUCAGCUGCUCUCCUUAACACUGCCUCCUGGAACAUACUCCUGGCCGCCCACCUCCGCUGCCCCCGCCCUGAUCUCUACCUCGACCAGGCUCGUUCCUUGUUCGACGAAAUGCCUAAUAAGGACCGCGUUUCCUUCACCACCAUGAUCAUGGGUUUCGCCAAACACGGUUCUUCCGUCGAAGCUCUCACUCUGUUUCGCGACAUGAUGGCCGCUGGCGUCACCCCGAACGAAGUCACAUUGGCAAGCGCCAUCUCCUGCUGCUCCCGCCUAGACAGCCCCUCCGCCGGAAUGGGGAAGAUGGCUCAUGCCGUGGCAGUGAAGUGCGGACUCGAUGAGUUACUUUUGGUCGCGACCAAUCUGGUUCACGAGUAUGCUGUAUCUUCAAACUUCGAAGAUGCUGAAUCAGUUUUUGGGGGGAUGUCUGAGAAAAAUACGGUCACUUGGAACGUGCUACUGAAAGGGUAUGCAAAGGCUAGGUUGAUCAAUGCUGCAAGAUCGGUUUUUGAUAGAAUCCCCGAGAAGGAUUUGGUAUCCUGGGGCACUAUUAUCGAUGGAUACCUGCUCGUUAAUAGUUUGGAGGGAGCCCUGUUAGCAUUCCGUGCGAUGUUGCAGGACGUUAAUGCGCGUCCAAAUGAGGUAAUGCUUGUCAACCUCGUGUCUUUUUGUAGCCUCCGCACUGCAAUCAGUGAAGGCCUGCAGCUCCAUUCUGUAAUUCUUAAAGCGGGUUUGGAUUGCCAUUCGUUUGUGCAGGCCACAUUGAUUCAUUUAUAUUCGGAAUGCAGGCAGAUGGACCUAGCUUUCUUGCAAUUCCAGUGUGGAAGCAAGGAACAUAUAUCUUCAUGGAAUGCUGUCAUUGCUGGGUUCAUGCAAAACAAUAAUGUGAAGGCUGCUCAACAACUGUUUGAUGAGAUGCCUGACAGAGAUAUAGUUUCAUGGAGCACUUUGAUUGCUGGGUAUGCACAACAUGGACAGCAUGAAGUGGCAUUAGGACUUUUCCGUGACAUGUGGAGUAUUGGUAUACAGCCGAAUGAGAUCACUUUGCUAAGUGUUCUCUCUGCUGUUGCUGGUUGUAGUUCUUUGGAGGAAGGAACAUGGGUCCAUGACUACAUCAACAGAAACUCUGUUCCAUUAACUGACAACCUGUGUGCUAGCCUUAUUGAUAUGUAUGCAAAGUGUGGUAGCAUACAUAUUGCAAUCCAGUUUUUUGAUUAUGUAAGAGAGACUUAUGCGGGUAUUUCAUCAUGGAAUGCAAUUAUUUGUGGCUUAGCUAUGCACGGGCAUGCAAAUAUGUCGCUCGCCUUAUUCUCAGAACUUUUGAAAACAUGGAUCAAGCCCAAUUCAAUCACAUUCAUAGGAGUAUUGAGUGCAUGUUGUCAUGCUGGUUUGGUAGAUAUUGGACGGAAGUAUUUUGAGUCCAUGGAGAGUGUUUAUAGUUUGAAGCCAUCCAUCAAGCAUUAUGGUUGCAUGGUGGAUCUCUUAGGUCGGGCGGGGCAUCUAGAAGAGGUAGAGGAGUUGAUAGAAUCUAUGCCUAUGGAAGCUGAUGUGGUCAUUUGGGGUAGCAUGCUUGCUUCUGCGAGAACACAUAAGAAAAUAGAGAUUGGGGAGAGGGCUGCCGAGAAAUUGGCCAAGUUGGAUCCCGGACAUGGGGGUGGAAGGGUGCUUAUAUCUAAUAUUUAUGCAGAUGCCGCCCAAUGGGGGGAAGUUUGCCUAGUGCGAAGAGCAAUUUGGAGUGGGGGGUUGAAGAAAAAAGCUGGACAAAGUAGUGUUCUUUAAAUUUUUUAAAUUCAGUCAUGUUUCGAUGAUGCUUUGAUAUUAUGAUGUUGCAGUUUCUUUUCGGUGCAGUUUGAGAGUCAAAAGUUGGAACAUCAAUUAGCUCUUAUCAACUAUUUGGUUGACAAAACCAGCAGAUAUUCCAAAUUCUCCUACCUCCUUUACAAGCAGUGCUACCUUGUCAAGAAUCUCAGCCAAUAAAAAGACUUGGACCAUUAAGCGAACUUCACUGCCUUUCAUGCCAUUUUCAGAGCCUGCAUUCGGGUUUAUGGUAUUUGUUCCAAGGAUAGGAGAAGCCGAACCUUCCAUGCCAUGGUUCCCAUUUUGCAAAAUUUACCUGACACAGGCAGACAACAUGAAGGUAGGCUGAUAUCUACUCAACAAGCACUUUGGCAGCUUGAGGCAAAGGCGAUGUAAUUCUUUAAAAGUAAAUUCAAAUGCGCACACAUAACAAAUAAGUUAUUUUGGGCUGCAAGGUAAGUGCUCAAACUGUGGUACUUAUUAAUCUUGCCAAAAUAUAUUGCCGUAUGCAUUGAA
Phalaenopsis equestris is the source of this 2547-nucleotide messenger RNA. RefSeq names its product pentatricopeptide repeat-containing protein At5g19020, mitochondrial. The record is from RefSeq and is a predicted model, not a curated record. The coding region runs from base 1 to 2013 and encodes 670 amino acids. Gene Ontology annotation, molecular function: RNA binding; protein binding. Lineage: Eukaryota; Viridiplantae; Streptophyta; Magnoliopsida; Asparagales; Orchidaceae. The transcript has 4 exons. Gene Ontology annotation, biological process: RNA modification.